UUACCCCCACCUAUAAAUAAAUUUUUUUAAUACAACAAGCUGCUCCUAUAUACCUUCCUCUGUCCCCUUCUUAGUCAUUUUUAAAAAGAGUUCAAUGCUAAAAUGGCCGUUGUGCGCAGUUGUCUGUGUUUAUUUACGUAUUUUACUUAUUGUAAAUUUACUUAAUAAUAAAAACAUUAAUUUAAAGGGACGACAAUAAUUGAACGAUUAAUUAUUUAAAUAAAGUAUUAACUGUCGGAGAGUGGAGUUAUAUUAUAUUAUUAUGGUGGAUUUUUUUAUGCAACUCAUCGAUAUUGGUAUUUCUAACCUAAUUGUCAAGGCUUCUCGAAACUUCGUGUUUACCAGUUAACUUCAGCAGGAGGAGACACUAUCAUCAAAAGAAAGGAAAAACAAUUUGUUUUUGUUUGCUCAUGAUAUACAUUUAUAGUUGAGAUUAAAUGUGAAAAUGAAAUGUUUCCACAAACAUUAAAUAUUGAAACGGGAAAAAUAAUAACGAGCAUGGCAGAAGAAGUGCUGCCGGCUAGUUUGAAAAAACUUGAAAUUGAUCGACUUACUAAUAAUCCUCAUAUUGGUGGUAGCAACGAAAAAUUAACAACAGCAAAUCCAUUUCGUUCAAGUGGCCGUGGUACAACUGGUGACACUAGUUAUUUAUUUCGUAGAAGAUCGAUGCCAAAUCGUCCAACACCAAACUUUGUAAGCCCACGUGGUGUUAAAUGUACAACGAAUUUCAAACCAUCUAAAAAUGAUAAAUUACUGGAUGGACAGAAAAAAAAUUCAAUUAUAAAAGAAGCCGUAUUAAAAUUAAAUAAUAAUAAUUCGUCUACGUGUUUAAGUGAUACCUUGGCUAGUACAUUAUUACAAGAGGCCUGUAAACUAAGUAUUUCAAGUAUUAGAAAUCCUAGAACAUUUGGACAUGGUUCGGUGACGAAAGAUUUCAAGGCUCUGAAUAUUAAUACUGAUUCGCGAUUGGCUAAGGAUGAUACCAGUUUACCUGAAAGCUCUUACCAUACUAGUAGUUUUAAAAGAGCAAGAAGUAACACCAUGCCUAGUUUAAAACGACCUGGACCUGGACCUGGUGGCGGCGAAGAAACCAAUAAUUCUGUCGCUGCUGCUGCUGCUGCCGCUGUCGCAGCUGCUUCUACUGCUAAUAUACCUGGUAAUAAUAGUAAUAAUGAAGGAAUUUAUUCAUCAAAUAAUGCUGGUCAAUCAACGAGCGCAAAUACUUGCUCUAUACAGGCACGAAUGUCACCACCUUCAUCGUGCGACGUAACUAUUGAUGAACUUGCGAGUUACUUUGAAGAGUUUGUUCAUAUUCCAAAGAAGAUGUCCAGAAUGGCUGAAAUGAUGUAUAUCUAAUGCAUAAUUAAUCAAUUUUAUGCAUUAUCAUUAUUAUUAACUAUUGAUAAUUAUUAUUUUUA
Molecule: messenger RNA, 1418 nt
Organism: Cotesia glomerata
Lineage: Eukaryota; Metazoa; Arthropoda; Insecta; Hymenoptera; Braconidae
Exons: 3
Coding region: 451-1356 (301 amino acids)
Biological process (GO): cellular response to hydrogen peroxide
Source: RefSeq, a predicted model, not a curated record